GGUCGGCGGAGGCAGACAACGACUCACUAAUAGGUCGUAGCUCCGGUACCUCCCCACACCAGCCCUCCCCAAGUAUGCUGCUUCUGCAGACACAGAGCUCAUUUGGUUCAAGCAGUUUCGCGGAGCUGCUGUCUGCACCCUACCCAGAAGAGAGUACUGCCGCGCUGCCAGAAGAUCUAGACCCAUUUCAGGACGUCGUAUUCCACGGAUCUCCAGAGCCUGCCCCUUUACCUAGCUUCCAAGAGACGUACGCUUCCAGUCUCGGCUUCAAGAUGGAAGAGGAGUGCUACACGGUAGCUGGAGCCUACCAGCCCACUCCUCAACCCACCCCUCCCCAAGGGCAUUACGAAUACCCGCAACCAGCGGCCCACCCCGGCUACUACCCCAGCUACUUCGGAGGACCUCACCACGGGGCGCCGCCCCACCAGCCGCCCCCGCACCAGCCCUACGAGCCCGCCCCCGCCCACCAGGAGUCCUACUCCCUCCCGCACUUCCCCACCAGCACGGAGCUUUCUGUCAACACCGCUCUCGGCCCGAGGCAAAGGCGAGCUUCGCUGCCCCUACAACGUUCAGAAUCUACCAGCAGCAGCGAUUCACCUAAAAUUCGUCCAGGUGCUUCAGUCUCUUCGUCGGCAUCGUCUUCGCCAACUGAACGCCCUCCGGCCGGAUCUCCUUCACAGCUGUGUGCAGUCUGUGGCGACACGGCAGCCUGCCAACACUAUGGCGUCAGGACGUGUGAGGGAUGCAAAGGUUUCUUCAAAAGGACCGUCCAAAAGGGGAGUAAGUACGUCUGCCUAGCAGAGAAAUCUUGCCCAGUGGAUAAGAGGCGCAGGAACAGGUGCCAGUUCUGCAGGUUCCAGAAGUGCUUGAGCGUCGGGAUGGUGAAAGAAGUGGUAAGGACAGACUCCCUAAAAGGCAGGAGGGGUAGGCUACCAUCGAAACCAAAGUCACCUCAGGAGUCACCACCAUCGCCUCCUGUAUCCCUCAUCACGGCGCUUGUCAGGGCACACCUGGAUACGAGUCCGGAUCUUGCCAACCUAGACUAUUCACAGUACCGUGAACCUUCAGAUGAGGAGACCCCCAUCUCUGAAUCAGAAAAGACCCAACAGUUCUACAACCUGCUCACCAGUUCUGUCGACGUCAUUCGCCAGUUCGCAGAGAAGAUCCCGGGUUUCACCGAGUUGUGUCGAGAAGACCAAGACCUCCUAUUUCAAUCAGCCUCCCUAGAACUCUUCGUCCUCAGACUGGCCUACAGGACGAGACUUAUGGACACGAAAUUGACUUUCUGCAACGGCGUUGUCCUCAGCAGGAGUCAGUGCCAGAGGAGUCUUGGAGAUUGGCUUCAUUCGAUCCUCGAGUUCUGUCAAUCUCUUCACCAGAUGGAGGUCGACAUAUCCUCCUUCGCCUGCCUUGCAGCUCUCACCCUAGUGACAGAGAGGCAUGGAUUGAGGGAACCGCACAAAGUAGAACAACUCCAAAUGAAGAUAAUUGGGAGCCUUCGCGACCACAUGACCUAUAACGCCGAUGCACAGAGGAAGUCACACUACUUCUCUAGGCUGCUAGGUAAACUUCCUGAACUUCGAUCCCUGAGCGUCCAAGGACUUCAGAGGAUCUUUUACCUGAAAUUAGAAGAUUUGGUGCCAGCACCGCCACUAAUAGAGAACAUGUUCAUGGCGAGCCUGCCCUUUUGAAUGGCAUACCAUUCUUGUGGUUAUUAAACUCUUGUAAUUGAUUUAAUGUUUUUUUGUUAUUUUAAUUUUAUUUUUUUA
Messenger RNA from Nezara viridula (southern green stink bug), 1769 nucleotides. The record is from the annotation of a GenBank genome assembly. NCBI's taxonomy places the organism in Eukaryota, Metazoa, Arthropoda, Insecta, Hemiptera, Pentatomidae.